AUGGGGGAAAAAUCGACAUUUAAAAAUGGUUAUGUUUUACGGAUAGGAAAAUUAUUUAUAUUUACUAUAUUCGUAAUACAAAUCUGUUUGGAAGUACAAGCAGCCACUAAAACUAUUGAUUUAAAUACUAGCUCUUUAAACAAAAAUAAAUACCUGCCGCCACUUACAACAAACAACAAUAAUAAUGUUAACAAAUCAUUGCAACAAACUAAAAUCUACACUACCAAAUCUCAACGUUCUAUUGAUAAUUUUAACACACGACCAGAAUUAAAAACCACAAAAUUUCCAAUAAAUCCUUCAUACCCACCAAUAUUUACAUCCUAUGAUCCACCACCAUCGGGUUUGGUUUCACACACCAAUAUUCAAUUACCUUUUAGCCAUUCAGUGAAAUUACCACUUCUACUAUCGAAAUCUGAAAAACAAAACGAUUUUACUAAACAUCCCGGCUUUAGUACACCAAACAUGGCCAGCGAAGAAAUUGAAUUAGAAGGUUCUGCACCCAUGUUAAUGAUUGAAGAACCAGCUGCGGUUGUAUUGCAACCACAAUACAAUAAAACCAUAGAAGCUGCUAAAGUAUUAGCCUCAGCUUUUCUAAAAGCCAACGUUGAAGAUUCAACAAAUACUGCUACUACUGAAAGUAAAAAGCAAUCUAAUUCCACCGAUGUUUUUAUAGUUAAAACACAAAAGAAAGCCUAUAUAAUACCUACACAUUUAAAGAAAGAAGCCACAAAGCCAUCUGGUGUCGAUGACCUUUAUCCAUUGCGUGAUCAGUUCGAGAAGGCAUAUACCAUAAACCAAUUCAUUUUUGUUAUUAAGCCAGAAAAAAUCAAUUUUCUCAAUAAACUAGUUUAGUAAAAGAUUUUUGUAGUAAAUAUGUAUGUUUUAAGUUUAUUAGGAAAUUUUUAAUAAGUAAAAUACAUUUAUAAACAUUUUUAUCAGUGUUGUUAUUGUUAUGAUUAAUUUAUUUCUAUAUAUUUGUGUGUGUCUGGCAUCAACUUUUAAUAGUGAAAUUAUGUUUUAUAUUAACGUCAAGUGGAAGACCAUAUUAUUAGAAUUAUGUUUUAUAUUAACGUCA
Lucilia cuprina (Australian sheep blowfly) is the source of this 1075-nucleotide messenger RNA. RefSeq lists its product as uncharacterized. The transcript has 4 exons. The record is from RefSeq and is a predicted model, not a curated record. NCBI's taxonomy places the organism in Eukaryota, Metazoa, Arthropoda, Insecta, Diptera, Calliphoridae. The coding region runs from base 1 to 852 and encodes 283 amino acids.